AUGACAACUAUAAUUUUAAAUCACAUAAAUCACAUUCAACCUGAUCAUUACAUUUUGCCAUAUCCCAGUGCAUUUCCCUGGUCUGUUCCUUUUACUGGAUUAAUUUAUCGACUUCAUUUUCUUUUUGAAUCACUUGCAAGUUGGGCCAUUUUAGUCCUGACUGCAGGAUAUGAUUCAAUUUUUAUUUUUUUCGUAUUUUUAAUGAUCGGAAAACUUCGGGAAAUAUCUCAUUCUCUUACUCACAUUGAUGCAAAAAGCGAUAGUAAGGUCAUUGUUAAAAGAUGUGUUAGUCAAUAUUGUGUGUUAUUAAAAUGUCGGGAUAAUCUCCAAAAAAUUUUUGGACCAGUAAUCCUAUGUAUGAUGGCAACUAAUGCUAUUGUGCUUUGCACUCAGAUGUAUCAAAUGACUCAGAGUGAUGCAUAUAGAAACGCUAUUUAUGCUACUAAUUGGUAUGGAGACAAACGUUUCAUGACUGCUAUCGUGAUCAUGCUACAACAAAAGCCACUAGUUCUGACAGCAUGUAACUUUUCUAUCGUUUCCAUCGAUAUUUUCACAAAGAUUUUAAAUACAACAAUAUCAUACUAUUUUCUGUUAAAAACGUUAGAAUAA
Messenger RNA from Chelonus insularis, 609 nucleotides. RefSeq lists its product as uncharacterized. Gene Ontology annotation, molecular function: odorant binding; olfactory receptor activity. Lineage: Eukaryota; Metazoa; Arthropoda; Insecta; Hymenoptera; Braconidae. The record is from RefSeq and is a predicted model, not a curated record. Gene Ontology annotation, biological process: sensory perception of smell; detection of chemical stimulus involved in sensory perception of smell. Bases 1 to 609 code for a protein of 202 amino acids. The transcript is spliced from 3 exons. Gene Ontology annotation, cellular component: plasma membrane.